UCCUCUCCCGCUAUCGCCUCCCCUCUCCCCAUUCCCCAACCCGAAACCCUAACCCUAACCGACGACCUCCUCGAUUCCGAACAAACCCUAGAUUCCAAUCUCAACGACCCCCGUUCCCUUCGACCCCUCCUCGACGUCAAAAUCAAGUCCAACGAGAUCCCCGAAGCCAUCUCGGUCCUCGACCGCCUCAUCGAGCUUGAGCCCGAUGACCUUGAUCUUCAACUAUUGAAAUCUCACCUACUCAUCCAAUCUGGUGAUGUGAACUCAGCUAGGCAUUUCAUCGAACAGGUUAUCCACAGAAACCCAUUUUCAGUGGAGGCCUAUAAUGCGCUUAUAAUGGCGAACCGAGAAGCCGAAGAGGGAUUGGAUGGGAUCCUUGAGAGGGUUGAGAAAGCUAUGGAGAUGUGCAAGAAGGCAAAGAGGAGAGAGGAUUUGAGGGACUUUAAGCUGUUGAAGGCACAAGUGAAGGUUUGUGAGGGGAAGUAUGAGGAGGCGAUUAGGGUUUAUGAGGAGUUGGUGAAGGAGGAGCCGAGGGAUUUUAGGCCGUAUUUAUGUGAAGGGAUUGUGUAUAGUUUGAUGAUGAAGAAGGAGGAGGCGGAGAAGAAGUUUGAGAAGUAUCGGAGGCUCGUGCCAAAGGGGCAUCAGUAUAGAGGGUUUUUCGAUGAUAAUGUGAUUGCGAUGAAGGUUUUCGGGCAGAUGGAGGAAAAUAGGAGGACCCUGAAAAUAUGAGCUUGGAGGUUUUGUAUUGCGAAUGUGGGAUGGUCUUUUUGUGUCAAUGGGUUAUAUUUUUGUUGUUUCGACUUUGGUAGAUUAUCUAUGAUGUUAUUCAUCUUUGAGCAUUUUGGUGAUGAUUUAUUUAUGUCACAUGUUCAUGUUGGUGAUAUGAAUAUCUUUUCUUCAUGUCUAAUUUUUAAGCCUUAUUCAUGAUCUUAGAUGUAUUUUUACUGUCAAAUAUAACUGGUGGGGAACAGUAGUUAUGAUGUUGAUAAUAUGAGAUUGGAGGCUUUUGUA
Asparagus officinalis (garden asparagus) is the source of this 1011-nucleotide messenger RNA. RefSeq names its product protein SLOW GREEN 1, chloroplastic-like. Gene Ontology annotation, molecular function: protein binding. NCBI's taxonomy places the organism in Eukaryota, Viridiplantae, Streptophyta, Magnoliopsida, Asparagales, Asparagaceae. The transcript has a single exon. The coding region runs from base 337 to 729 and encodes 130 amino acids. The record is from RefSeq and is a predicted model, not a curated record.